Monopterus albus (swamp eel) is the source of this 3265-nucleotide messenger RNA. RefSeq names its product Rieske domain-containing protein. The record is from RefSeq and is a predicted model, not a curated record. The coding region runs from base 173 to 577 and encodes 134 amino acids. NCBI's taxonomy places the organism in Eukaryota, Metazoa, Chordata, Actinopteri, Synbranchiformes, Synbranchidae. Gene Ontology annotation, molecular function: 2 iron, 2 sulfur cluster binding. The transcript is spliced from 3 exons.
UUUGGUGACGGUGUCCCUGCUGGAUGCAGCUCAGUGCGCACGGCUGGCCGUGGUCGACCUCCUGCUUAAUAUGGAAUAUUUGCGCCGAGCUGCCAAAUCUAUUUGUACCGAGGGAAAAAUUGAAGCCCUGGUGCAGCGAUAAUUGGAAAACCAUUACAUUUCGCCGUUUUUUAUGGCUUCUGGCUCCAGAGUCGAAGAGGGAAACGCGGAUGGUGUUUCAUGGAGACUCAUAGGCCCAGCCUCGGAGCUUUCCAAGAAGCGCUGCCGUCUAAUGUACUCCUCCUUCGGCCACAACUCAGAUGUCUGCCUCUUCUAUGUGAAGGGGGAGUUUUUCGCAAUGGAUGCCCGUUGUUCACACUCUGGUGGUCCCCUGUGUGAGGGGGACAUCGAGGAGGCUGAUGCAGUCCUGCAGGUUUUCUGUCCUUGGCAUGACUACAACUUUGACCUCAGGACUGGGAAGUCAGGGACCUUCUUACAGCAACAAGUGUAUGAAGUCAAGCUGGAGGACAGCAGUGUGUAUGUGAAACAUACCAGUCAUCUGUCCUUACAGCCUUUUCCUGCAGAUCCGAAAAGCUGAACAGCCUCAGCACACCAGACUGUGUCAUCCUUCAGCCCUUUGUAAGACCUCAGAUUCUCCGAUUGUGGAGCUUCCUGCCUGUAGCGAGCUCACUCUGGCUAUUUUUAAGGCUUGUUCCACAACCCAAAGCCAUUCGAAACAUUCCCAAGCCUUAUCUGUCAUUUUCUGAAAACCUUUUUCACUUUCAUUUCUGUGAACUCAGGAUGAUAUCAAGAGGAUUGUCUGAUGAGGGCAUGACAUCAUGAAAUUGUUUUCCUUACUGGCAGGGAGAGCUCACUGCUGUUUUUGAUAACACACCAACACAGUGGUAAACAUGCAAUAUACUGUAGCCAUUGCAUUUUUUUGUUGAAACUGACUGAAAGGUUUACAUCCCAUUCCUCAAGCUCUCUACCAUACCUGCCCAGUCUUGUAUACAUUAAUAAGAAACUAUUUUAUGUUUGGACACAGACCCUUAAAUAUUGCCUCUAAUUUAAAUACAAACUGACAAUGUGCACAAAUUAUAAUUGCUAUUAUGGGAUGAAUUCAAAUGCAGGUAGAAAUGACACCUUUGUGUCUUGCUGUCUUAUUACAAGUGAUGGGAGGCAUUACAAUGUGUGAGAAAUAUUGCACUAAUCUAGUGAUUUGAAGGAGGAUAAAAUCAAUAGUGCAGAUGAGUAAAAUGGAUGUCCCCCUGAUGUCUUGGCAAAACAUCCAGAUGCUAAUUAUCACUUGUUAUGUGGUGUAAUUUUGAGGUCCAAAAAUAACUGCCAGUGUAUUGGAAUAAGCAAGAUAGGUUUCCUUUUAUGAGCAUAAAGCUUCUACAUAGUUAGUGGAAGAUUUUCUAUUUAACAGAUUGAUAUGUAUGACCAUGUUCUUUCAACUGCUAAUAUCUAACUAAACUAAAUGGUCUCAUGGUUACUCUCACAGUUUUCCUUUUCUUCAACACUGUAGUCUCAAACUAUUCCACUGACAGACAAGCUGCCACACUUGUUGAGUUGUGGCCUUUGGUUGAAUAAUUAUUCCAGUGAUGUCACUCAACAGAAUUCUGAAUUUCUAGAGCUUCUGGACUGUUUUUAACCCGCAUAAAGUUCCAGCAAAUAGAACACACUUGCAGGGCAAUGGAAUUACGAUUGGUGCCACUCCCAGUAUUAAGAUGUCUCCACCAGCAUUUCUUUUCAUUCCUGGACUGUACGUAGACAGGUAUGCAAAUAGCCUUUAACCCUCAUGUUGUGUUCUGGUCAAAUUCGAUUGUUUUAAAAUUUUAUCUCUGAAAAAUGUAGGUAAUUUGAUCAGACUGACCUUGGAUUCCAUGGCUUUGUCCACAAAGGAUUUCAACACAAAAAUAUGAAGUAUCAAUUUGCAUACAAUUUUGUUUGCUUUAUUCAACUUUUGAACACUCUUAGUGUUCGUGGUCAAAAAUGACCGGUCAGUAGAAAUGAAUGGGGGAGACAACAAUUACUGUAAAAAACUGAGCUCAGGUACAUUCUUAUUUGUCAGAUGGACACACACACACACACACACACACACACACACCUUGGGCUCCCUGGAAACCACUACAGGAACCUUUGCCCAGUAGAGUCUCUCUCCCAUGUGAACAACACCUGUGUUGGCAGUUCUCACAGACAGUUGCAACAUUGUUUCAAUAGCACUGAAUUUUUCUCAUAGCUUUGGUAUAUAAGGUCUUGCUCACAGUUCGUUGUAUGGCAGCACCAUGGCAGGUUGAUAAGUGAGGCUCUUGAUUGCACAUUUGAUCACCACACUGGUGACACGGAAAGAGGCUAGGAAACUGACAGUGAGGAUGGAUUAGAGGAGGAAGUGUCAGAAGAUGAAGAUGACAUGAAAUAUAAUCCAGACCAAGAAGUAACCGAUGAGGAGGAAUCCAGUGAUGAAGAGGAUGGCCAUGCUGAGGCUGCUGUCACAUUUCAAAGAAUGGGAACUUAUCCUGGUCUUCAUCCCCCACCUGAGAAUCCAGGUAGGCUUUCAUCUGAAAAUGUCAUCAGGAUGACUCCAGGACCUACAAAAUAUGCCAUAUCCUGGAUUGAUGGCAUCAAAUCCUGCUUUGAACUGAGUCCAUCAAAACCACAGUGAUAAACAUGACCAACUUGGAGGGGAAACGGAUUUACAAAGACAACUGGAAGGAAAUGAAUCUGCCAGUAGUUUAUGGGAAGCAGAGUCUGGUCAGAAAUUUUCGGGCCACCAUGUAAGUCCACCCAUGUUGUCACAGGUGAUUCACUUUGACAACUGUGAUACAAAACCAGGCCAUUGUCAACAAGACAAACUGGCAGCGAUCAGAGAGGUUUGAGACAAGUGGGUGGCGUGCCAUCCUCAUCUAUAACCCAAGUCCAAACAGCACAGUGGAUGAGCGUGUGGUUGCUUUUAGUAGACGCAGCCCUUUCAAGCAGUAUAAAACACAUCUGAUAGACUGAUGAACAUUGUAAUGUUAUUGUUCUUGUUAGUUCUUCUUUAAUGUAUUAAGACAUUGAUCGUGGAAUAUUAUGAAAUUGUCAAGUGUAGUUUUGGGAUAAUUUCCUUUGUACACAAAUAAAAUAUUCCUGGUCACUUUUGACCAGGACCACAACAGGUGUUACUUUAUGUGACUGUAUAAAAAUUUUAAAUGGUUUCAAAACAAAUGUCCUUGGUAACUUUGACCCAAAGUAGUCUGUGAUAAACAGUUUACUAUGUUUCAUCGGAUUAUUUAUUAUAGUCAAA